AUGUACGACCAAAGCGAGGAGAUGCCGGCUGGCGACAGCGGCCCGGACGGAGAAGAGCCUGUGAUACCGUCGGUCACAGAAGAAGAUGGCAGGCAAGAGAGGAUAUCAUUGAGAGAACGGGCUCAAACUAGAUGUGCCGGCGUUCACGAGUGCGGCGAAUCGGGUGGAGAAGUUAGGCAGGAAGACGAGGAGAUGGCUAGUGGAUCGCACGACCUUUCCUCCCCGGACAAUCAAAGUACUGGAAGCGCUACAGGAUCCACCUCUGCUUCCGUUAAGAGCAGUGUAAAUACAGAUGGGAGUAAAGGUCAGAUCCACAAAGAUAUGAUGAACACAGUGGCCGAAAUGAAGAAGAGGCUGCCAUCCGACAAACGCACCCGCAGCAAAGCCAGCACUGUGGAGGCCUUGCAUUAUGCCCUCAAGUGUGUGAAACAAGUCCAAGCCAAUAGUGAGUAUUACAAAUUGCUGAUGCGAAAUGGCCAGGAUGUGAAAAGCAACGCCACCGUUUGCACUCGUGAAGAGCUGGAGAGAGUCACCUCCGAACACACCCUCAAAAACACGGACUCCUUCGUGGUGGUGUUCUCCCUAUCGAGCGGCCACGUGCUACACGCGUCCGAGCAGGCUCCGAGUAUCAUGUGCUGCAAAAGGAAAUUCCUCGAGUCGACCAAGUUUGUGGAGUUGCUUUUCCACCAGGACGUGAAUGUCUUCUAUUCUCAUACGGCGCAGCCGCAUCUCCCGCCCUGGACCAACUCGCACACAGCGGGAGUUCUAUUUGACUCUGCCCAGGUCAAGUCUUUCUUCUGUCGAAUCAGAGGUGGCAAAGAUCGCGAGGGUGAGAUGCGGUACAAUCCGUUUCGCGUCACACCGUACCUGCUGAAAGUGCAGGGGACGGAGAACAGCAGGGAGAAUGAAGAGCUGUGUUGCUUGGCAUUGGCUGAACGGAUCAUUUCGGGAUAUGAGGCACCUCGAAUUCCCACGGACAAGCGCAUCUUCACCACCACCCAUUCACCUGGUUGUGUGUUCCUCGAGGUGGAUGACAGGGCAGUGCCGUUGCUUGGGUACCUUCCUCAAGAUCUUAUCGGCACGUCGUUGCUAACCACCAUUCAUCCAGACGACCGUGCCCUUAUGCUGUCUAUGCACCGAAAGGUGUUGAAAUAUGCGGGUCAGCCACCGUUCGAGCAUUCGCCGGUUCGAUUGCGCUGUCAGAAUGGAGACUACAUCACGUUGGACACCAGCUGGUCCAGCUUCAUCAACCCAUGGAGCCGCAAAGUGGCUUUCAUCAUAGGGCGUCAUAAAGUCAGAACGACUCCACUGAAUGAGGAUGUGUUUGCUGCUCCAAAUAAAGAGGAUUUAACUGUGACUCAUGAAGAAGUGAAAGAUUUGCAAGCCAAGAUCUAUAAGCUCUUCUUGCAGCCUGUCCAUAACAAUGGUUCCAGCGGUUAUGGCAGUUUAGGAAGUAACGGUUCUCAUGAGCAUUACAUCAGUGUAGCGUCUUCAAGCGACAGCAACGGUAACUUGUGGGAGGACUCGCACCGGGAACCUAUGACUCUUCAACAAAUAUGUGCAGAUGUAAACAGAGUCAGGAAUUGGGGGCAGCAGGCUUAUUUUGAUUCCAGCCACAAGAUUUCUCCUCUCAGUAAACCUGCCCCAGCGAAUUUGGCUCCGGUAGCCAACAAUCCUGAACAGAGGGAGCCUGAAGAAAGCAGGAAACCGACACACAUUCCCUCCUACCAGCAGAUUAACUGUGUGGACAACAUUGUUAGAUAUUUAGAGAGCUGUACUGGACCGGCUCUGAAACGGAAGAGUGAAUCCCACUGCCUAGCCACUUCUUCUUCCUCAUCCUCUACCUCUGAAGAUGACAAGCCAGCCAGAGCCAAUGACCCAACUCAAGCUGCUUCGGAUGUAGCCAUGUUGGAAAGCGAGGUGUCAGUCGGGCCGAGCACUGCGGCUGUCGUCGGAGCGCCACUGACGGACAUCACCAUGUCCACUAAGGCGAUGAGUGUGGUCUCCGUCACCAGUCAGUGUUCGUACAGCAGCACCAUUGUCCAUGUGCCCCAACCUGAAUCGGAGGCUACAGCGCUAGAGGACGUGCCAAUGGGAAGCGAACCCACUGACGCCGCUCUUACCGUGGUCCGUCCUGCACCGAGCUCUGCGCCUGAGGAACCGAGGUUCGUAGGCCUUACCAAGGAGGUUCUCUCAGCUCACACGCAGAAGGAGGAGCAGGAGUACGUGGACCGUUUCCGCAAUCGCAUUCUGCAGAGUCCCUACAGUUUCUAUCUCCAGCUGGACAACGGCUCAAUGGCCCACUCCCAACACCGAGGUGAAUAUCCACGGCCAAUCAACCGCUCAAGAAGAGUAAAACCCAGACUUAGGCGCCCCAAACCCGUUGGCUCAUCGGACAGCUACGCCUCUCCACCUGGACCUUCUCGUCGAGUCCCCGACUCCUCCUGGCCCUCCUCGGAAUCCUCCCAGCCGCAAAUGGCGGCGCCGUUCAAUCAAGCGUCUCCACUUCAAGCGCCGUUCUUUCCCAUGUUGGCGACCCAACCGGGCCCUGAGCAACCACCUAGACUGCAACCGGUACCUGGAGCCCCUCCUAUUAUGGCGCAGCCCCAUGACCAGACCCAGCUGAACUACAACUUUCCUCUCAUGCAGCAAAACCAAAAUCUGCCAGGCAUGCAACAGAUCCAAAUGGAAUCCAUUCAGAAUCUGCAGAAUGUCCCCAAUUUUCACAACAUGCAGCCUCUGGUUCCUGGCCAGAAUUCCUUCAUGACGCCGGUCAUGGCUGUCAUCCUACCCAACUACCCGAGUUUCGCUCCAGGUUAUCCGUCAAUUUACUCCGCCUCCAAUGCCUCCGUGAUGCCCCAGGUUCCCAUGACCAUGGCGGGGUUCGCCCCUGCCGCCCCCUUCCCGCAACCCCAGUUCCCAGCCCAGGUUGCGCCCCAAGCUCAAACCUCCCCCGGACCCCUGCUCGGCUCGCCCGGAGCUUGUUCCUCUUUGGGGGAGGAGGAGGAAGAGACGGCAGGCCCGCGAGCGUUGUUUUCUAGCUCGCGCUCAAGUUCUCCACUUCAACUCAACUUGCUGCAGGAGGAACUGCCCAAACCAAGUGAAGGGCAGAGCAGCACAGGACUCAACCACACAGAAAGCCUUCAUGAGCAGGGUGGAAAUGAGGGCGGUGCCCCAAGUGAUUCUGGAAACCAUGACGCUCAAUCCACAUCCAGUGAGCUGCUUGACCUCCUGCUGCAAGAAGAUGCACGAUCGGGGACAGGCUCUAACGCUUCAGGGUCCGGCUCGGGAGAAUCCGGAGGCUCGCUCGGAUCCGGAUCUGGAUCCGGCUCCAAUGGAACCUCUACCUCUCACACGGGCAGCAGCAACAGCAGCAAGUAUUUUGCCAGCAACGACUCCUCGGACACUUCGCGAAAAGCCCGCAAGAGCCAGGAAGCGCCGGCAGAGCACCAACACGGCUUCGACAAUCAGGUGGAGAGCUCGCUUUGGAGCAUGAUCCAGCACACGUCAGAGCAUGUCAUGAUGACUUACCAGAUCCGUAACAGGGACCAGGCUGAGGUGUUGGCUGAGGACCGGGAGAAGCUGCGAGUGCUUCAGCCUCUCCAACCUUGGUUUACACAGGAUCAGCGAGAGGAGCUGGCCCUUGUCCAUCCCUGGAUCCAGCAGCAUACCAUCCCACUAGAGAUAGAUAACCAGGGUUGCGUGACUUGCAUCGGCGGUGCGGGAGCGGCCCAUUCACCUGCGCCCCCGGAUCCCGACAGCUCUUCCCCUCUGGAGGUUUUGGAGCCGGACUCCAUUAUAGACACUUGA
This is a messenger RNA of Nerophis lumbriciformis (worm pipefish), 3810 nucleotides long. The record is from RefSeq and is a predicted model, not a curated record. NCBI's taxonomy places the organism in Eukaryota, Metazoa, Chordata, Actinopteri, Syngnathiformes, Syngnathidae.